UCUUUGAAAUGAAUUGGGUUAAGUUGUUGCUUCCACUGCUGGGGUCUUUGGUGGGCUGCCAGGGCAAUGGCCAUGCGAUUGAUUCCGCCGAGCUGGUGACAAAUCCCUGCCAGGAGAUACGGCUGGCCGGCUUUGUCUGCGUCGAUUGCGCCACGCUCGGCUUCUGCUCGAACGUGGAUGGCCAGUGGCAAACGGUGUCCAUGACGAGCUGCCAAUCGGAGCGCGGCUUCUUCUGCAGCGAUGAGGGCUCCAUUGGGUGCACCUGGCAGCCGAAAUGCCAAGUGCCAGUGCGCGGAAAAUUCUACUGCCAGCAGCCGGGCAUAUUUCCGGAUCCGUACGACUGCCGCAGCUACCACGAGUGCAGCGAACAGAACGUGGACACGUCGCGUCAGUGCACCAAUGGCGCUGCCUACUCCCUGCUCACCAACAGCUGCAGCCUGCCGCGGGAGAGCGAGCUCUGCUCGGAGAAGCAGUACAGCUGCAGCUACGUGGGCCAGACGGGCGUCUGGGCUGCCCACAACAGCUACUACUACAUCUGCCAGAAGGACAAGGUGGGCGCCCAAGAUGUCUUCUACCCACUGAUGAUGAAGUGCAGCGAUGGCUACAGCUUCAAUGGCCACAGCUGCGUACCGGACACCAAGUUCAAGCAGAUCGAGCCAGCCGUGGCUAGCUGCGAGGAAUCGAAGCUCUAUGCCGCUGAGUCUAAGCAUGGCUACCUCUUAUGCAUAAAUGGCGAACUCAUGAGCUACGAGUGCCCCGAGGGCUCCAUCUUUGAUGGCAUUAGCGCUGUGUGCAAGCCGGAGCAGUAGAGGGGCUCCAUGUAAUCCCAUUCGACAACUUCA
This is a messenger RNA of Drosophila arizonae, 842 nucleotides long. RefSeq lists its product as uncharacterized. Gene Ontology annotation, cellular component: extracellular region. Lineage: Eukaryota; Metazoa; Arthropoda; Insecta; Diptera; Drosophilidae. The record is from RefSeq and is a predicted model, not a curated record. Gene Ontology annotation, molecular function: chitin binding.